CCGCUAAAACUGACCGCUUGGCCAUUCGACAUAGAAGAAAGGUUUUGGAGCGUUUUUAGCAGAAUAGAUUAGAGGAAAGAAAAUACAAUUUCAGAAGAGCAGAGAAGGCAAGAGAGAUGGAGAUAGAUUUAGAGAAAAUUCCCUUUGGCAUGGAUUUCCAUCCUCACGAUCACAUGGUGGCUGCUGCUCUCAUCACCGGCCACCUUCACCUAUAUCGGUAUACUGCUGAUUCACUGUCACAAAAGAGGUUAUUGGAGGUUCAAGCACAUAGCGACUCCUGUAGAGCCGUUAGGUUCAUAAACGGUGGACAGGCAAUCUUGACUGCCUCAAGUGAUCGCUCUAUUCUAGCAACGGAUAUAGAAACUGGAUCGCCAAUUGCACGUGUUGAAAAUGCUCAUGAGGAUGCUGUUUAUAGUUUGAUAAACCUCAAUGAGUCAACAAUUGCAACUGGGGAUGAUCAAGGAUGUGUUAAGGUGUGGGAUACCAGGCAGCGUUCUUGUUGUAAUUCUUUCAAUGCCCAUGAAGAUUAUGUUUCAGAUAUGACUUUUGAAUCUGAUUCUAUGAAACUCCUAGGAACAAGUGGUGAUGGGACUCUCUCAGUUUGCAACCUUCGAAGCAAUAAAGUCCAAACACGAUCUGAGUUUUCUGAAGAAGAGUUACUGUCUGUUGCUAUUAUGAAGAAUGGUCGCAAGGUUAUUUGUGGAUCACAAAACGGAACCCUCUUAUUGUACUCAUGGGGUUUUUUCAAAGAUUGCAGUGAUCGCUUUACUGGUCUCUCACCAAACUCGAUUGAUACUUUGUUGAAGCUUGAUGAAGAUAGGAUCAUCACGGGAUCCGAGAAUGGACUUAUCAGUCUGGUAGGCAUAUUACCCAACAGAAUCAUCCAACCACUUGCAGAGCAUUCAGAGUAUCCUAUUGAGCGCCUUGCUUUUUCUCAUGACAGAAAAUUUCUUGGCAGCAUUUCGCAUGAUCAAAUGUUGAAGCUUUGGGAUUUGGAUGAUUUAUUGCAAAAUACUGGAGAUACUCAAAAGGAUCAAGAUGAUGUAACUGAGAGUGAUAGUGAUGAGAUGGAUGUUGAUACUAAUCCUCCAAGAUCUAAAAAAGGGAGCAAGAGAAAAAAUGCGCAAACCAACGGCAGUGCUAGUAAUUUUUUUGCUGAGUUGUAGGAGGAUGCUGGAAUUACCUUUCUGCAGUUUUAUAAUUUUUAUUUUUUUUAAAUUGAGGGCUUGAAAGAAGCCAAAGAAGGCUACUUUGAUCGCAUAGCAAAUUUCUUUUCUAUGUGGAAAUGUUUACAUACAACUAUUUAUUAUUGCAAAUGCUGGUAUAGCGUUGAUGCAUAAA
Molecule: messenger RNA, 1341 nt
Organism: Manihot esculenta (cassava)
Lineage: Eukaryota; Viridiplantae; Streptophyta; Magnoliopsida; Malpighiales; Euphorbiaceae
Product: WD repeat-containing protein 55
Exons: 15
Coding region: 117-1166 (349 amino acids)
Molecular function (GO): protein binding
Source: RefSeq, a predicted model, not a curated record